GAAUGUCUAUUAACAGCGAUAUGUUUCUAUCUUUUAGACGCAAUUCCGUUGUUUGCUGUUUUCUCCUGGUGAAAAUGUCAGAAAGCGUCAGAACCUUUUUGCAUAUCAAUCUGACGUGAAAAGCUGUUGUACGAUUACUAGAUUGACAAGGUUUAAAUGUGAUCCAGCUGAUAAGGUACAGAUGAUCCUGACAACGUCCUAAAACGAUGAGAAAACGAUUUCGAAUCGGCUUUGCUUACGUUUGCCUGCUGUCGAUUCUUCUUAACGUGAUUCCAUAUGUUCUUGCUGGGAAAAGUCAGGAGUACUCGUACAGUGGGAAUAUUCUAAAGGAUGAAUUGGCUGCCGCUCGAAAAAAGGAUCAAGAUAAGAAUGCCGAUUACGAUAUGGACCAUCGAGAUGAAACUGAGAGAGUGGUUUUAAAUCGUAAAAAAAGAUCCAACGACGAGAUCAAUCCUUCGAGGGGCGAGAGAGACGCGACCGAUAAUGAUCCUGCGGCUUCCGGUUCAGAAAAACAAGAAGAGAACUCUGACGUGAAGCUGAUUAGCGAUACCAGCGGAAGAAGAAAAUCUGUUAACGUUAAGGAAAAGCGUAACGUCGCGCGAUCAUCGAAAAAACGAUCUCCUAAUCGAAAGAUAUCGUCUGCUAGCCAAAAAGGAUCUUUGGAUUCACGAGUUCAGUUGUCCAACCUGAACGAUAAGGUCAAUCAGGAUAACGGGGAGUAUGGUCCUGUUGAUGAUUCUCGUGUGGAAUCUGAUGACGGUAGUUAUGACGACGAUGGACCAUCCGCAGUUGAUGACGAGACUGUUGGACAAUCUGAUAAAGGGGAUGCUCCAGGUAACGAUGCUAGAUCGUCAGAUGAAAGUUUGGAGAAGAUUGACAGUGAUCGUGUAUCCUUGGAUGGUGAUCCUGAAGCGAAGAUUGUUAAGAGGGAUGUUGACAGGGAGGAGGAAUACGAGGAAAUUGAUGAUCGGGAUGCUGUAAGGAAUUCCGUUGGUCUUACUAGUGAGCUUGAACAAGAUCCGGGAUCGGGCAAUGAGGAAGCCUUAAGGAAUUCUGAUAAGGCGAGGACUGCCAAAUUGGUGAAUAGGGAGAGAGACAGUGAGAACGUGGAGGAGCAGGAGGGUGAAAUUUUGAAAAGAGGUACCGGAGGAGUUUUGGAAAAUUCGAAGGAUGAAAAUCAAGAGAAAAAAGAUAGUUUGAAGAGUGACCCUGAUCAGGGUGAAUCGAGGGAGCCUAGUGAGGAUUUAAAGAGAAGUAUGAAAUUCGAUAGCGGAAAGAAUAAUGAAAAUUUGAAUGACGAGCCUGCUGCGAGUGGCGAUAGUAAUUUGGAAAUUUCGAAAAAUUCUGGAAAUCAAAAUUUGGACAGUACGAAGGAUAGCGAGGAUUCGAAAAGAGAGAGAAAAGAAGUUAACGAAAAGGGAGUGUCCAAGGAAUCCGAAGAACAACCCGGAAAUACCUCGAAGGACAAGGAAUCAGAAUCAAAUUUGGAAAACGAGAACGCUUUUGAAAAUGUAAGAUCAGACGAAGGAAACGUGGAUAUGGAUACUAAGGAUGGGGAAUCCGAGGCUGAUUAUGAAAAAAGGGUGGAAAGACAGAUUCAGAGAAAAAUCGAUUCGAUAAAGGAAGAGAUAAAACGCGAAGUCGAGGAGAAGCAGAAAGUUCGAGAAAUUGAGGAAAACAAUGAAAAGUACGACGAGCUGCAGAGCCAAGAGGACGAGGAUGAGAAUUCCCAAAGUUUGGACACUGCACUGGAAGAGCAACAGCAGCAGGCCUCAAAGAGAUCUGCAAGACAAGUAGCCUCCAAGAGACCUCUUGAAAGAUCAAGAAGACGCAUUUCCAAAAGAGCAGCAAGAUCAGAAAAUCCCAACGUGGAGCAACAGCUUCGAGAAAUCGAAAAAGUGGAUAAACUCGACCCCAGCGUCUACGAGAAGGCUCACCUGCUGCACGAAAGUAUUCGAAAAAGAUCGACGCCAUUGAAAAGUGACGUUUCGGAUUCUCGAGACGAGAAUAAAUUUUUUGUAAAAAAACGUGAGGUGCCAAGACGCGUGACGUUGGUCGAGAGUGAACCGCUGAAAAAUCGAAGAAAGCGUAAAAGCAAGAGACCCAUCAUGAUCCCGGAACAGGCCCAAGUCAGCAUCCAGGAUGAUCUUCCAUCGGACCUCAUGCUGGACCCAAAUCUCAAGCUGAAUCCAUCGGGUAUGGAUUCAUCCCGGAUCAAAAGGAAUGCCCCAGGAUACGAGAGAAGCAGAAGAUCCGGUGCUGCAGCUUCCAGACGUCGCGGAUCCUCCUUGAGGUACAGACCUCAGCUGGACGACGAGAAUGACGACGGGAACGAGUUCGAUGACAACGGCUUCGAGGACAGCACCUCCAAUCUUCACAGCAGAGUCUACCCUGAUUCCUACUCGAGUCUGGUCCAGCCUCAGGAAGCUGAUAGCCCAGCAGAGUACCCCGGAAGUUACUUGUUCGCUAAUCGCGAAGCUGGUAACGCGAUGCGACGUAAACGCGGCGGAUUCGAUUCAAAAAGAAGGAAGCGCGCCCUGCUGGAACCCGCCAAUGAGAACAAGAUGGAGUCGGUGGCGUCGCUAGUAGGCAGCUCCCAGGAGCUGAGUCCAAAACUCGCGAACGAGUACAAGGAAGCCUUCGGUGGACUUCAGGCCGACCCUGGAGGAGCUCUUGCCAGGUUCAAAAGGAUCAAACGCGUCCUUCGCGUAUCCUGAGUGACAACCGGACCAGGAUCAUUCUCGCCGGAACAUUUAGUGCGAGAGGAUCGAUCUAGGAUUGGGAAUGUUCAAUGAAUUCUCACAGGGGAUAGACGCGUGCGUUCGCGCACGCGCGGCUUAGAAAAUCUUCGAAGAUUGAAGAUAUUUAAUGCAGCCUAGUUCCUUAUAAAUUCUCACAAAAGACGGAUUUUCGAAAUUCCUAGAACUAGUUUAUUACUAAACCCUACCUUCGCUCUACCGACGAAACAUACGAAACGUCUCUGUGAUUCUCGUAAAUUUUCAAGUCACGUGGUCACGCACCAACACGUGUCUGAGUCUAUACGCAUGGACACGUGGUCGCACAUAGCCGAGCACAGCAACAAUGGUAAAAACGCACGUGCACGAGUCCAUGCACAUGUCGUCCAUCGUUAUCAAAGAAUUUUCACUCUUGGAAGACAAUUCCAGAAUCUUGAGGGAUUAACCCAUCACAAAAUCACAUGUCAAUACGAAUCGCUAAUAAAUAAUUUGACUGAUUGAUCGAA
Cephus cinctus (wheat stem sawfly) is the source of this 3241-nucleotide messenger RNA. RefSeq lists its product as uncharacterized. The record is from RefSeq and is a predicted model, not a curated record. Lineage: Eukaryota; Metazoa; Arthropoda; Insecta; Hymenoptera; Cephidae. Bases 207 to 2717 code for a protein of 836 amino acids. The transcript is spliced from 2 exons.